This is a messenger RNA of Homalodisca vitripennis (glassy-winged sharpshooter), 480 nucleotides long. RefSeq lists its product as uncharacterized. The record is from RefSeq and is a predicted model, not a curated record. The coding region runs from base 1 to 480 and encodes 159 amino acids. The transcript has a single exon. Lineage: Eukaryota; Metazoa; Arthropoda; Insecta; Hemiptera; Cicadellidae.
AUGCAGCAGUACAGCAGGUUGAAUAACCUCGAAAUUGUUGGUGUCCCCCUGACCGACCGAGAGAAUAUUUACUCCGUUCUCAACUCCCUGGCCAACGCUAUCGAUACGCCUUGGCGUCGAGAGGACGUAUCAAUCGCUCAUCGCCUUCCCAGCAACAGGAAAGAUCGUCCACCAAACAUCGUCAUCCGUUUCGUGAGCAGAUCGAUCAGAGCGGACUGGUUGGCAGCAGCUAGAAACAAAAGGAACUUGAGCACCGUGCAUCUCAGCUCCAGCUUCCAGCCGGCUCCAGUAUUUGUCAACGAGCAUCUGACUGCCCACGUUAAGUCACUAUUAAGUCAGGCUAAGAAAAUGGUCAAGGAAAAACAGCUUGCCUACGCCUGGGUUAAAGAAGGUAGGGUCCUUGUAAAAGUAACUGCAGAUGGCCGUACCAAGAGAGUGAAUAGUCCUGACGACCUGGUGUCAUUUAUGCGUCCUAAGUGA